AUGAUACUGCCAUCGGUUAAAACGGCUAUGGUACUACCGUCUGCCGGUGGCUCAGCCAAACCCGGAAAAUCUGCCCGAGUCAAAGAGUUUGUCCAAGAGAAGGCUGCAAUCUGCUCUACGCCCAACAGCAAUCAAUAUGUGAUAAAAUUUCCUGGACCUCUUAAUAUUACAACAGCAAGCAACAUUGUAAGAUUCUACGGAAAUUUCACCGUCACGGAAACGAUUCAGGAGCCACUGGAGUUGGCCGUCAUACCCAACCGAUGCACGAUGGACAUGAAGACGUGCGAGCUCUUCAACAAAGUGACUUUGCCCAACGUUUGCCGGUACAUCAACGAUGAUAAAGGUCUUUGGGCUUCAUUCUUCAAAAGUAUGGAACCAGAUCUGCGCUGUCCGAUUAAACCUGGCGUCUAUAAGUUUGAAAAUUCCAUCGCCGAUCUUUCCUUUUUUGUCACAUUUCCUCUCGAGGGCUACCGCUGGCAAACUAGCGUAAAACUUUAUUCGAAGAACCAGUCGAAAAAGGAACUGUUCUGUCUUUCUUCACAGAGCUCCAUGCGAUGGGUUAAAAAACCGUAAAUGUUUAAUCCAUCGAGAUGC
Molecule: messenger RNA, 594 nt
Organism: Ochlerotatus camptorhynchus
Lineage: Eukaryota; Metazoa; Arthropoda; Insecta; Diptera; Culicidae
Exons: 3
Coding region: 1-573 (190 amino acids)
Source: RefSeq, a predicted model, not a curated record